Molecule: messenger RNA, 674 nt
Organism: Amaranthus tricolor (Joseph's coat)
Lineage: Eukaryota; Viridiplantae; Streptophyta; Magnoliopsida; Caryophyllales; Amaranthaceae
Product: serine/threonine-protein phosphatase 7 long form homolog
Exons: 4
Coding region: 1-648 (215 amino acids)
Source: RefSeq, a predicted model, not a curated record
AUGGGACAGCCGGUUGAAGGACAAGCAGUCAUUGGUCAUGGGGAGGGAAAUUGGCCAGCAUUACACAUUCAUAUAGGGAGGCCCAUUAUUCGGACGGUUCGACCGGAUCGGCAACAUGAUCAGGAAGAUGACGCGGAUGAUUUUGAACCAAUAUUAGGGUCACAGCAUCGGCGCGGGAUGGAUCCUUUGGCAGUAAGCUGGCUUCGCGUAUAUCUUUCGAGAUCCCACUCCCCACAUACUCUCGUCUACUACAGGGACGCACUAGAUCGACAACGGGACGAGCAGAUGACAUGGCAGCCUUACACAGCGGCUAAGAUGGAAGCUCUACCGCACAUAUGUACAUCGGGCCACGAGAUUUGGAGAUCGCGUUGUCCUCUUAUUUGCUUUGACAUCGUCGAGCUACAUCUCCCGGAUCGUGUCAUGCGUCAAUUUGGUUUGGAGCAGGUAAUUCCGCAAGCCUGUGACACCCAACCUCAACUACAUGCGAUCGAUCGGAGGACUGGGGACAAGAACUACCUCGUACGACAUAGAUCGCAUGUAGAUGCGUGGAACGACCGAGCAUCUACAUUGGUUGGAGGAGAUAACUUCACAGGUCAUAGCUCUGCUAUGUACAUGAGUUGGUCAGGCGCAUCUCCAUAUUACGCCUAACGAACACCGCAUUUGCGCAGCCAGGA